AUGGACAGCGAACCAGCACCCAAACGAUUGAAGCUUUCUCUCGAACCUUCUCUCGAUCAAAUACCCGUCGACAUUGAGGACAAUGGCCAAGAGAUCUUCAAAAAUGAGCCAUCGCCACCCGAGAAACUUAUGCUCAACGUUGAUCGCGUAUGGGGCGAGCGUGGCGACUGGCGUUUGAUCACUGAAGAGAGUUUGCAACAAUCUAUUACAGCAGUGGAUGAUGAUACUUCUUCUGAAGCCAACGACAAAGACGCCAACAAUCAAUCCGUCAGUGGUGCACCAUCAGGCUUUGAUAUGGCGAGAGUACGGGAAUCGGUCCAUAACAAGCUCUGUCAUGCAAAGAGCGAGAUCGACGUAGCGCUAGACGUUAUCAAUAUCCUCUUGUCUCAAAACCGAUCCAAGGAUGUCGUCCUCCCUCUUCCACCAGGCACACUGCAUGCGACUUAUGUGGCCAAACCAAGACCCACCGUGAAAGCACAACUGGAGUCGGCUCAAUUGACGUUGGGAUUGAAACGCAAACAACAAAGAAAUGCAGCCGAAUUUCUCAAAUCAAGUGCAACCAAGCUCAGAUCGUUGGUGGAUGGGGAACAACAAUUUUGGGAAGAGGCGUUAGAGCUACGUCGCAACAACUGGUUGAUGCAUGCCAACACUGCCUCAGCUGAUACUUCAUUCUUGGUGCGUUAUGGAUAUACAGAAGCUGGAUCUGAUUUCAAUGAAGUAUCCUUUGGUGAAUUCAGCAGGGCGAAUGAUGACCACGAUGAGGAAAAGACACGCUUGACGCUGCCUCACAGCUUGCCACGAAGAAUGGUCGCCAAUGUCAGCAUAUCAAAGAUGGGCAAAUUAGAUCAUCAAUCCGAUAUGGGACCUGAAGUAAUCAUGGGCAUGUCAGAGGAAGUGGAUGAGAAAUCAAGGAAUGAUGCUCUCCCAUGUCUGGCCAUGAGUUCCCAAUUGAGCAAGAUCCAGCAGCAACUCGUUGAAGCCCAAUCCACCAUCUUUGAUGCAGAGCUAUAUGCUUCGGUGUUAUCAGAAGCUCAAGGUCUUGCAAGCAACAAUGACGUGCGUUUUGAUGAUGAAGAGGUCAUUGUUACCAUUGAUGGUCACGUGGAUCUCUCUAUUCGACGCGUGGAAGCAUCAGCUAUCAAAGAUCAGGAACGAGGAUCGGAUGACCAUGAUGAUGAGACAAAGGAUCAAGUGGCGACUCCUGUAACUACACAACAAAUAUCCGGAAGGACAUUGGAUCUUGCAUUGCGAUUACUACUCCUCCAGCGUUAUCGUCUCAACACAUGGAGGACAAGAGCCCGAUUAUUAUGUCCCAAUCGCAAAAUUCAGCAAUUACUUACAACGAUGGGUGAACCUCCAUUACAGCCAUCAUCAGCAUCAGGUAGCACCUCCGGCACAGCAUCCAGCAGCACAGUGGGUGGCAGUGGAACCAAUCGACGUAUGCAGCAAACACGUGGCACCAAUGCAUGGCAACCAUCAGUACCCGUUUUGUCACCCGCUUUGGCAAUGUGCAAGUUCUGGGUAUUGUUUGAUCGUGUGCGACAAUUGGUCUAUGAUGCCAUUGAACCUUUUACGGGCGAAGGUGGUACCAAUCUUUCAGUGCACUAUGAGUUACGUGGUGAUGGCUUUUCAAAUCAACACAAACGAAAUGAUGGUUCCUUAUGCAGCUCCUAUCCUGGAGUGGGUGAAAUGGCCAUUAGCCUUAGUAUCAGCAUUUUGAAAGGGCAAUUCUUGCUCUUUGUUUUGCAUGAAUCUGGCAACAUCACCGUACGAUUACCCCAAGGAUUGAUGACUUUGAGCAACAUUAGCGAAUUUCAAGCACUCCUAACGCGUGAAAUCAACCUGAUUGGACUUCGAAUGGUGUGUGAAGUUGCCAAUAGCUUCAUCCGAUGUACACCUGGUUUUCAGAAUGCCACCCCUAGUGAGCAAGGUCGAUGUCUAUGGAAAGUGGAUGAUAUCGAAGAAACAAUCAAUGGCUCUAUCUCGUGGGCACUUGGUCCAUCGGCUAGUCAAGAUUCCAGCCAUGUAUGGCGAAGCAUACACGUGCAAUUGAUCAAGACGCAACUAGAAGGCAAACCAGCGUAUCAACUUCAAUUCCAACUACGAGCACCUGCACAAUCAAAUGAACGACCCUCAUCCGCAUUACCAUCCAUCACACGCGAAAUACUAUUUUCACGAACACAAACCAAAGACGCAGGCGUAUUGACAUUCAGUGAAAAGAUCAAGCUCAUUGUUGAGGAACUUGUACAAGAAGCGGCAUCAUCCAUCAAAUCUCCAUAG
This is a messenger RNA of Lichtheimia ornata, 2280 nucleotides long. RefSeq lists its product as uncharacterized. The record is from RefSeq and is a predicted model, not a curated record. Gene Ontology annotation, cellular component: core mediator complex; mediator complex. The transcript is spliced from 9 exons. The coding region runs from base 1 to 2280 and encodes 759 amino acids. Gene Ontology annotation, biological process: regulation of transcription by RNA polymerase II. Gene Ontology annotation, molecular function: transcription coregulator activity. NCBI's taxonomy places the organism in Eukaryota, Fungi, Mucoromycota, Mucoromycetes, Mucorales, Lichtheimiaceae.